Messenger RNA from Anarrhichthys ocellatus (wolf-eel), 3838 nucleotides. It is a transcript of the gene ttk, whose product is annotated as ttk protein kinase. The transcript is spliced from 25 exons. The record is from RefSeq and is a predicted model, not a curated record. Bases 48 to 3089 code for a protein of 1013 amino acids. Lineage: Eukaryota; Metazoa; Chordata; Actinopteri; Perciformes; Anarhichadidae. Gene Ontology annotation, cellular component: nucleus; kinetochore. Gene Ontology annotation, molecular function: protein serine/threonine kinase activity; ATP binding; protein binding. Gene Ontology annotation, biological process: meiotic spindle assembly checkpoint signaling; protein localization to kinetochore; mitotic spindle assembly checkpoint signaling.
CUUUUUUCGUGCUCCAGUGAAACAGGAUUAAUAACAUCGCAAACAAGAUGGAAGAAGAGGAGCAUACAGACAGGAAGCAGCGGUUUGCCAUGCUUUUUCAAAAGAUCAACAACAUUACAAAGGAUCUCCAUAAAGAUGACACGGACAAUAUUAAACAGGUUAUCGGCUCAAACUCCCCUGAGUCGUGCCUCUCAUAUUUGACGGACCUGGAGAAGAAAGAGGACCCUCAAUUGGAUCGUAACCACCUCACCAGACUUAUUGACUUUUAUACCAGAGUAUUCUCCAAUAUGCCGCUGGGAAAACACUGUCAGAAUGAGAGCUAUGCCCGGCUGUUGGUCAGAUUUGCAGAGCUAAAAGCAAUUCAAGAUGUCAAUGAGGCAGAAGCCAACUUCAACGUGGCGAGGUCUCACAGCCAGAACUUUGCAUUUGUUCACAUUGCACAUGCACAGUUUGAACAUUCUCAAGGCAACACAAAGAGAGGCAUUUACAUAUUGCAUAAUGCUAUUGAGCUGGGUGCCAAACCAAAGGAGCUGCUGGAGGCUGUCUUGCAGAGCAUGCAGACGGGGAAACAACUAUUAUUCUGUUCAGAGGAUAAGGAAAAUGUACUACAGUUGUCGAACAGUAAUGUGCACGGUUCUGUCAAAAAGGGCUCGGUAUUCCAAAAAGUAUGCCGAACAUCGGACGGCACAGGCGAGUUGCAGCUCUCCAGUAAUUUUGGUUCAGGGACGGAAUCCCUCGGUGGAUCAUCAGAUGACCAACUGUCAGGCUGGAGGUCUGGAUCUCAUUGCAAGAGAGUAGUUGGCAUGCCAGGGAGAGUUCCCAUAGUACCUUUCUCUAUCCCCGAAAAGGAUGAUGAUGAUGACGACGACAUCAUCAAUGAGAAGCCCUCAAAGAGAAAUAAUGCAUCAAUCCACACCAGCAUGUCCAGGCAAACAUGUGGUUCGAACGUGAACCCGCUAUUUGGGCUAUCAUCUUCAAAGAUAAAAGAUGUCGAUCGUUUAUACUAUCGACCACCAGCUGUCAGUCCCGAGUAUUGCCCUUGGGAGGACCAGGCAGCGGUGGACUCCACCACCACACUCCUCCACACACACGACACAAGGGACGCCCCGAGAGUGGAAGAUGUGACGUUCAUCUUCGACCAGGUCGUCAAUUCACAUUCCCCCGAGUCGUGUUGGACGUAUCUGAUGGACCUGGAGAAGAGAGGCAGCCCUCACACAGACAUCUACCUCCUGAAUAAGCUCAAGGACUGUUACUCUAAAAUCUUCUCCAGGCUGCCGAUAAGACAGUUCAGCAAAAACGCCAGCUACGCCAGAAUACUGGUCAGAUACGCAGAACUCAAGGGGAUUGAAGACCCAGAUGAAGCCCAGGACCACUUCAUAGUUGCAAGAUCCAACUGUAAAGCCUUUGCCUUUGUCCACGUAGCACAUGCCCAGUUUGAGCUUUCUCAAGGUAAUGUGAUCAAAGCAACUUCAAUUCUGCACAAAGCCCAGGCGUUAAAUGCCAGGCCAGCGGAGCUCCUGGAGUUGGCCAUACGUAACCUGAAAGCUGGGGAGAAACAGCUCGUGCCCCCCAGGGAGGAGGAGGAGGAGGAGGAACAUCCUGCAGAUUUGCAAACAUUUGCUGCGGUAAGUGCGUCUACUUGUGGGAGAAACCAGGAACUUCAUCUUCCUGGUCGGGUCCCUGUGAACCGGUCAGCGGAACAGCCGAAAGCUGCCAGCAAGGAGCCUUCAUCCGAGUGGAAGAUGCCAACUCUCAUCAACCGGCACGUUUCUCCAGAGGACAAACGAACUACACCUCCUGACCCCAGACCCGUUCCCCGUAUGCGUGAGUCCCUCCCCACUCCAUCCCUUCAUCUUCCUUCAAGAACGAACCCACAGACAGUCUGUCAGACACCGAACGGCUACAGGAACCCUAGCAGCUUUAUUACUCCCGUCUUAAAGCGAGGCCCUGGGGUGUCUUCCUCUGCAGUGGCAGCGCACAGAACCGGACCCGUUCAGCAGCCGUGCACACCGCUAAACCAAACGCCAUGCUUCCAGACUCCACAGGCGUCUCUCUCUGCGUUGUCAAACGAAACCAUCACCAUCAAAGGCAAGCAGUUCUUCAUACUCAAGAUGAUUGGACGUGGUGGAUCUAGUAAGGUCUACCAGGUCCUCGAUCACAAAAAGCAGCUGUUUGCUGUGAAAUACGUCGACCUCGAGGAGGCCGACGCUCAGACAAUAGAGAGCUACAAAAACGAGAUUGAACAUCUGAACCGCUUGCAGCAGUACAGCGAUCAAAUCAUCAAGCUCUAUGACUAUGAAAUAACCAACAGCUCCAUCUACAUGCGGAUGGAGUGUGGAAACUUGGAUCUGAACACUUGGUUGCGAAACCGCAAGACUGUGAAUCCGCUGGAGCGGAAGUUCUACUGGAAGAACAUGCUGGAGGCCGUCCACACCAUCCACAAACACGGAAUUGUCCACAGUGACCUGAAGCCGGCAAAUUUUGUCAUUGUGAAUGCGUCGCUGAAGUUGAUUGACUUUGGCAUCGCCAACAGAAUCCAGCCGGAUGUUACGAGCAUUAUGAAGGACUCACAGGUCGGGACCUUGAACUACAUGCCCCCUGAAGCCAUCAAAGACACCUCAUCCCAGGCAGGAAAAGCCCGCUCAAAGAUCAGUCCCAAGGGUGACGUGUGGUCCCUUGGGUGCAUCCUGUACUGCAUGACUUACGGGAAAACUCCAUUCCAAGGCAUCACCAAUCAGAUUGCCAAGCUGCACGCCAUCAUCGACCGGUCUCAUAGGAUUGAAUUUCCCGACAUCGCCGAGAAGGAUUUGCUGGAUGUGUUGAAGAAGUGCUUGGUACGAAACCCCAGAGAGCGAAUCUCUAUUGCAGAGCUGCUGGAACAUUCAUACCUGCAGCUGAAGCAACAAGCAUCACCUGGACCAGAGCGUCCGAGUAAUCGUGAUCUCCAGAAGAUCCUGACGGACCUCGCAGCCCUCCAGUCUCCAAACAGCAUCGUCCGAGCUGCUAAUAAUCUGGCCAAAAUGUGCAGCAGCGGCAGGAAGUUGGAUGUUGCAGAAUGUGCAAAGUCCUCAACCUUUAACCCCUGUUAACCCCUUCAGCACAGCAACAGUACUUUCUGUAAGAUGUAGAACUAACAAAUCUAUGUUUGUACGUUUGUGACUUUGAAACAAAAUCAUUAUAUUGCUUCAUUUUUACUCCUGUCCUCUCAUAAUAAAUGUAAGCAUACAGCAUAGUCAAAUAGAAGUACUGUAUCCUUAGGACUUGUUGAUUUAUUUGUCUCCACUGAAAAUAAGGAUGGGUACCUGACACGGUGUGCUAUUUUAACACAUUUCUUUGUGGUAGAAGAGUUCAUUAAGUUGAGUUUAUCAAGAUAGUCCCUAAAUUUAAAUACUCAAACACUCCUGGUGAGACAAACGCAAUGAGGACAUUUUUCCUAAUUGUUUUUUUUAUUGUCUAACUAAAUUGUUGUGUAGUGUUUUGAUUUUUUUUCAUAAUGGUGACGUGAGGUAAAUUAAAUAGUCGACAUUUCUAAAUGCAAAACACUUUUUUUUUUUUUUUAAAGUCAUGUCUUUUUUUUUUACUUGUUGGCUGGUCUGUGCAAAUCUAAAUCCAGCACACCAAUGAAGAAUAGAUCUUUAUGAAAGGCGAUACAUUAAGAAAAAGUGCUCGUAUUGCAAUAAAUCUAGGAGAAUACUGGUACAGUGAAACACCAUGGACAUUGUAUGAAUCUAACCGAAUAUUCAGCAUUCAGAGUUUUUAAGAAAGAAAAAAAUAAAUGAGAUUUCAAAUAUGAUGAAACACCUUUCUAUUUUGGAGGUAACUCGCUUUAAAUUUCUCC